UGGUCUGCUUUCCAAGCAGGAAGUCGUCGUCUGGCGGAGCCCCCUACGCUGUUGGUAGGUGUGUUGGCUUGCGAGAAGCAAGAAAAAGUCUUUUUUUUAGGGUGACAAGUUGCCCUUGAGGCCGAGUUAACUUGUUGGAGGACGCGCCUGCUUGAACUUGUCGUCCUCUGAAGUCGCGGCAUUCGGCAAAAGAGGAAGAAAUGGCGACAUUUUCCGGGUGACACUGGGUUUUCCAGAGAUUCGUUAAAACCGGCAGAGCCCACCAGCUACAGGUGUGGUUCCCGGUCUCAGACCAUGCACAGAGCCUCUUCAUAUCUGUAACAAGGACUUCCCAGUCAAGACCCUGUCCUUCUGAUCCCUCCCCUGACCUUUUGUGCCUUUCCAGGCCAUGCUCCGCAAGCGAGGUGCCCUCAUUCUGUGUGGUGCCUUAUUGUUCCUCAGUUUGAACGUCAUGAUGGUGGGCCAGCUGUGGGGCCGGCUGAGCGAAGAGGACGAGACCCCCACCAAUGAUGUGGUGGGCGACGUGCUCCGCAUGGCGGACAUGUUUGAGGCCGAGCUGGAGAUCCAAAAUAAAAUCCUGAUGCAGAUCCAAAACUACCAGAUACUAUGGCAGGGGCCUGAAGGCAAGAAGCUGAAGCAGGUCCUGCCUUGUCAGCCCGUCAUCCCCAUCCUGGUCAUGGCCUGUAACAGGGUCUCUGUGAGACGCUGCUUGGACAAACUGCUGCAGACGCGCCCCACAGACAAGCAUUACCCGAUCAUAGUAAGCCAGGAUUGUGGGCACGCAGAGACCGCCGAUGUGAUCCGCUCCUAUGGAAGUCUGGUCACUCAUUUGACACAGCCGGACUUGUCAGACAUCGCUGUGCCGCCAGAGCACAAAAAGUUUCAGGGGUACUACAAGAUUUCCAGACAUUACCGCUGGGCUCUGAGUCAGGUUUUCAAGGAUCAUUCGGCUGUCAUCAUUGUGGAAGACGACCUGGAGGUGGCGCCAGACUUCUUUGAGUACUUUGGCGCCCUGCUGCCGCUCCUGAAAUCCGACCCGAGCCUGUGGUGCGUGUCUGCCUGGAACGACAACGGCAGGGAUGGAUUUGUGGAUCCAGCGGCGGCCAGCCUGCUCUACCGGACGGACUUCUUUCCCGGCCUGGGCUGGAUGCUGCUCAGGGAGGUGUGGGAGGAGCUGGAGCCCAAGUGGCCUGCCGCCUUCUGGGACGACUGGAUGCGCCAGCCCGCGCAGCGCCGCGGUCGCGCUUGCAUUCGACCGGAGAUCUCCCGGACCUUGACCUUUGGCCGUCAGGGUGUGAGUCUCGGCCAGUUUUACGACAAGUACCUGCGGUACAUUAAACUCAACUCCCAGUUUGUGCCUUUCACCAAGCUUGACCUGAGUUACUUGAAGGAGGAGACGUACAGGAAGAGUUUCGAGAAAGAGGUUUACAGCGCUCCCAUGGUUACGUUUGAAGACGUCAAGCAUGGUCAGGGACACCUCAGGGGUCCCGGGCCGUUUCGCCUGCAGUACUCCAGCAAGGACAGCUUUAAAGUAUUUGCAAAGAACCUGGGACUCAUGGAUGACCUCAAGUCCGGAGUCCCAAGGACAGGCUUCAGAGGGGUUGUCAGCUUCUUUUCAAGAGGUCGGAGGAUUUACAUCGCGCCACCUCCAGGAUGGAAUCAGUAUGAUCCCACUUGGAACUGAUAAACAAGCCUUUUUUGUUGAGGAUCACACCAAAGACUGGUGCCCUUAUAUUUGAUUUUAAAUUUGUUUUCCAAUGACAAGUAGUAAUUUUAUGGGGGAAGGGAGUUCAUGCCAAUGCCACUCAGGUCUUUUUUUCCUGCUAAUCGUUUCAUAAAAUGUCGCCUAGCUUGACUAAACUGCUGUAAUUCACUAGAGAUCUAUUUUUAUACAGUACAUUGACAAAUGUGCACAUGACAUUCAUUUCAAAGGGUGCCACUUUAAAUUAUUUGCAAAUCUCUGGUGGCGUAUUUAUGUUGGGUACGACUAUGAAAACGUUCUGUAGUGGUGGUGGUCUGAGCCGUAAUGUUACUUUGUUCAUGUUUAUGUCCAUUUAUGUGGCAAAGAGUCGACUAAUUUUGUUGCUGUGUGUCAUAUAUUCCAUGCUACAGUGCAAACCAGAUGCUUUCUGUGAUUUGUAUUUUGGAAUAAUAAAAAAAUGAGACAAU
Molecule: messenger RNA, 2169 nt
Organism: Dunckerocampus dactyliophorus (ringed pipefish)
Lineage: Eukaryota; Metazoa; Chordata; Actinopteri; Syngnathiformes; Syngnathidae
Gene: mgat1a
Product: alpha-1,3-mannosyl-glycoprotein 2-beta-N-acetylglucosaminyltransferase a
Exons: 3
Coding region: 389-1684 (431 amino acids)
Biological process (GO): protein N-linked glycosylation
Cellular component (GO): Golgi apparatus
Molecular function (GO): alpha-1,3-mannosylglycoprotein 2-beta-N-acetylglucosaminyltransferase activity
Source: RefSeq, a predicted model, not a curated record